AUGGACGCACAAUUUCUAUUAGGCAAAAAGAUCAUCAUUGCAGGUGCAGGCAUCUCUGGCCUCUCUUUCACUCUCGCAAUUCGACAACUCUGGCCCGCGGGUUUGGAGCCUCCACACAUUGUUAUUUAUGAGCGUGAUUCCGAUGCUGUGCCUCCUGGGAGAGAAGGCUACAGUUUGUCUCUAGCUGGCUUCGACGAGACGGGCGGCCUCUAUGCAGCUCGCGAUCUUGGAGUAUUGGAUGAGGUCCUCAACCACGCUACUCAAGGACUAGGGAAUCAAUUUGUCUUCAAAGUGUGGAACAAUUCAUGGACUGAGCUGUUAAGCAUGAAAUUUAAACCAGCGGCCGGUCUUCCUACUGCAGGAAUCCGAAUUGCAAGGAAGAAUCUCCGAAAGGUCCUAACCAAUGCCGUUGGGUCCGGCCAAAUUAAUUGGAAUACUGCAUGUGUAGAUGCAGAGAAACUUGCAAAUGGGAAGAUUCUGGCUACACUCUCAGGAGACCAUAUACCGGCAGACAAGUCAACCACUGAGUGUGACCUCCUCGUCGUUGCCGAUGGAGCUGCCAGCAAAAUUAGAUCAAAACUCCGACCGGAUGAUACGCUGCAGUACGCUGGAGUUAUGCAGAAAGGUGGACUAGCCGUUUUCCCAAAUAGCAUACCACAGCCUGUUGACAAGAACUAG
Messenger RNA from Trichoderma aggressivum f. europaeum, 678 nucleotides. RefSeq lists its product as uncharacterized. The coding region runs from base 1 to 678 and encodes 225 amino acids. The transcript has a single exon. The record is from RefSeq and is a predicted model, not a curated record. Lineage: Eukaryota; Fungi; Ascomycota; Sordariomycetes; Hypocreales; Hypocreaceae.